This is a messenger RNA of Parnassius mnemosyne (clouded apollo), 1401 nucleotides long. The record is from the annotation of a GenBank genome assembly. Lineage: Eukaryota; Metazoa; Arthropoda; Insecta; Lepidoptera; Papilionidae.
AUGACAAUAAAUCUAAAUGCUGCUUACAUUGAAAUUGUUCCGUUUCAAAGGACUACAUCGGAGAAAGAAAGUAUCACGGAAUCAGUUCUAGAGCCAGCUGCUUCAAAUUCCAAUAAUACACCUUGCAUUGGUAUUGUUGAUGAACUUAAAUCAGUUCAAUCUGAUUCCGUAACCGUUAUUCCUUCGACGAGUAGUUCUCAAAGUAUGUCAAAACCGUUGGAUAAAGCUUUAGAUUCUGACUCGGAAGUAAUUCCUAUAAAACGUCAAAAAUCUAUCAAGACCAGUUUUCAAGAAAUCUCCUCUUAUUCAGAAUCCGGCAUGAAAACAAGAAAACUUAACAAUUGUUUGUUAUAUAUGAUUUCUAAAGAUCACCAGCCUUUCUCAAUAGUCGAGAAUGAAGGUUUCAAAAAUCUUAUGAAAGCAGUUGCUCCUCAAUAUAAAAUACCAAGUAGAACAAGUCUAAGACGAUGGUUGGAUAAUAAAUAUGACGUUGUUUCAGAAACAUUUAAAAAGAAAUUGUCUUCAAUAGAAGAUUUAACCUUGACGACAGAUAUUUGGUCUGAUACAUUAAAUAUGAAAAGUUUUAUAGGCGUAACUGUUCAUUUUGGAAUAAAAGUUGAACUCAUUUCAGUUACUCUUGGCGUGUACGAACUCGAUGAAAGACAUACGUCGCAAUAUAUUUCUGAAAUGCUUUUAAAAACUUGUGUAGAAUGGGGUAUUAAAAAAGAUAAUGUGACGGCUGUUGUAACCGAUAAUGCUGCCAAUAUGGUGAAAGCUGUAGAAUUGACGUUUGCAGGUGUCGCAGGAGAACCUGUGGCACGUGAAGUGCAAAAACUGGCUCUGCAAGAAAUUACGAAAAGAAUGGGUUCCAUUGAACAUGUAACUCCUCUUGCUAUAGCAAACAUUUUAGACCCACGCUUUAAAAUAAUUCACUUUAACGAUGCAAUAGCUUGUAGUAAUGCUGUAUCGAAAAUCAAAGAUUUAAUGAAGAUUCAUUUGCGUCAAAUUGAAGAAAUCGAGUCAGACUCGGAUAAGUCUGAUAAAAGUGAAGAGACAUUUUCAUUAUGGAGUGAUCAUUACAAACUGGUACAUCGCAAUUGGAAGAGUAAUAAAUCUGAAGAUAGCUUGUCUGAUGAACUUUCAGUUUAUCUGACAAGUCCUGUUGGAAGACUUAACGACAAUCCUCUAGAAAUUUGGAAAGAUUACAAAAUACAGUUUCCAAUAUUGCAUAAAAUUGCCUUUAAAUAUUUAACAAUGGUGGGCACAUCAGUGCCAUCAGAGAGACUGUUUUCGCAAGCGGCGCAGGUAAUGACUCAACAAAGAAAUAGAUUAAAGGGAAAAAGAUUGGGUAAAAUUUUGUUUUUACAAAGUAUAGAUAAAAAUUAUUGGGAUAUAUAUUAA